Exophiala bonariae is the source of this 1005-nucleotide messenger RNA. RefSeq lists its product as uncharacterized. The record is from RefSeq and is a predicted model, not a curated record. Gene Ontology annotation, molecular function: oxidoreductase activity, acting on the CH-OH group of donors, NAD or NADP as acceptor. Lineage: Eukaryota; Fungi; Ascomycota; Eurotiomycetes; Chaetothyriales; Herpotrichiellaceae. The coding region runs from base 1 to 1005 and encodes 334 amino acids. The transcript has a single exon.
AUGGUUAAAGUCCUCCUCACAGGCGGAUCCGGCUUUAUCGCCGCACAUGCCGUUGAUAUCUUGCUUCAGAGAAAUCACGAUGUGGUUUUUACCGUGCGGUCAGAUGAAAAAGGUCAGAAAAUCUUGAGCAAUCAUCCUGGCACACCGUCAUCUAAAUUGAGUUACGUAAUUGUCGAGGAUAUCGCCCAGGAGGGAGCGUUUGAUGAGGCCGUCAAGUCGGAUCCUCCCUUUGAGGCAGUGCUUCACACGGCAUCACCAUUUCAUUUCAAAGUCACGGAUGUCAAAAAGGAUCUCCUCGACCCUGCCAUCAUUGGCACGACGACUCUACUGAAAGCUGUCAAGAAGAAUGCACCGUCUGUGAAGCGCGUAGCCAUCACAUCGUCGUUCGCUGCCAUCAUCAACCCUAAUGGCCACCCUAAAGUCUAUUCAGAGUCAAACUGGAAUCCUAUCACUCAGGAAGAGGCAGUAGCAAAUCCUCAGAAUGGAUACCGAGCAAGUAAGACUUUCGCAGAAAAGGCUGCAUGGGACUUCGUUGAGAAAGAGAAGCCUAACUUCGAUGUUGCAACCAUCAACCCACCGCUCGUUCUCGGUCCAGUGGUUCACUACUUGAAUUCAAUAGACAACAUCAACACUUCAAAUGAGCGUGUCGCCAACUUGAUUCAAGGCAAAUGGAAGGACGGAUUACCGUCUUCCGGCAUCUGGAUCUGGGUGGAUGUACGCGACGUGGCGCUGGCACAUGUCAAAGCGAUAGAAGUUCCAGAGGCAGGAGGUAAACGAUUCCUUCUGACUGCCGGCUAUUACUCGAACGGAGAAAUUGCAAGCGCUAUUAAGAGCAACUUUCCGGAUCUGGCAGAUAAACUCCCUCAGGAUCUGAAGAGUGACAAGCCAGACGAUGUAUACGGAAUUGAUAAUUCACGCAGCAAAGAUGUCCUGGGGAUCAAAUAUCGAAAUCUCGAAGAGAGCGUGAUUGACACAACCAAAUCACUGCUUGCAAUUGGCGCUUAA